Molecule: messenger RNA, 6983 nt
Organism: Trichosurus vulpecula (common brushtail)
Lineage: Eukaryota; Metazoa; Chordata; Mammalia; Diprotodontia; Phalangeridae
Gene: KLHL15
Product: kelch like family member 15
Exons: 4
Coding region: 442-2256 (604 amino acids)
Biological process (GO): nuclear protein quality control by the ubiquitin-proteasome system; protein ubiquitination
Cellular component (GO): Cul3-RING ubiquitin ligase complex; nucleus
Molecular function (GO): protein binding
Source: RefSeq, a predicted model, not a curated record
CUUCGGCUCGGUGUCCGGUUACUCCAGAGCCUGGUCAGGUUAGCGCUUCUGGCCCGCAGGUGGCGGCGGCGGCGGCGGAAGUGACGCACGCGCGGUGCCCGGCGUUAGAAAGAAAGAUGGCGGCGCUGGCGCUGGACCAGGGGGAAGGGCAGGGACGGCGGGGGCCGCAGCCACCCCAGCAGCCGGCGAGCAGGCUCCCCCCACGCUGGCCUCCUCGAGCUGCCCCGGCCCCGGCCUGGAGGGAGGAGCUCCUCUAGAGGUGAGCAGCGGCGGCGGCGGCGGCGGGGGAGGAGGAGGGCGCAGUCUUCAUGGCCUGGACAGCCCCGGGUCUUCCCUCUUCGGCCGAAUCCCGGGACGCCAGCUGAUACCCAUGGCCGAGGUGCUUUUUCUGCUGCAGACGCCAGUCCACUCGUAACUGGACCGAGACCACCAAGGUGAUUCAUGGCAGGGGACGUGGAAGGGUUUAGUUCCUCCAUCCAUGACACCAGUGUCUCUGCUGGGUUCAGAGCACUGUAUGAGGAGGGAUUGCUUCUUGAUGUCACACUUGUCAUUGAAGAUCACCAAUUCCAGGCCCAUAAAGCACUCCUUGCCACCCAGAGUGACUACUUCAGGAUAAUGUUCACAGCUGACAUGAGGGAGCGAGAUCAGGACAAAAUUCAUUUGAAAGGUCUGACUGCUACAGGCUUCAGCCAUGUCCUACAAUUCAUGUACUAUGGAACUAUAGAACUGAGUAUGAAUACUGUUCAUGAAAUCCUGCAGGCUGCCAUGUAUGUUCAACUUAUAGAAGUGGUGAAGUUCUGCUGCUCUUUUCUGUUAGCCAAAAUCUGCUUAGAAAAUUGUGCAGAAAUUAUGAGACUCUUAGAUGAUUUUGGUGUAAACAUCGAGGGAGUCAGGGAGAAGUUGGACUCCUUUCUGCUAGAGAACUUUGUGCCACUAAUGUCAAGACCUGACUUCCUGUCCUAUCUGAGCUUUGAAAAGCUUAUGUCUUAUUUGGAUAAUGACCGCCUGAGCAGGUUCCCAGAGAUAGAACUGUACGAGGCUGUUCAGUCUUGGCUGCGGCAUGAUAGAAGACGCUGGAGACAUACCGAUACCAUCAUUCAGAACAUCAGGUUUUGUUUGAUGACCCCAUCCAGUGUUUUUGAGAAGGUUAAGACAUCAGAAUUUUAUAGAUACUCUCGGCAGCUACGACAUGAAGUUGACCAAGCAUUGAAUUACUUUCAUAGUGUUCACCAGCAGCCUUUGAUGGAAAUGAAAUCCAGCCGCAUCCGUUCUGCCAAACCCCAGACUGCAGUAUUCAGAGGAAUGAUAGGACAUAGCAUGGUAAAUAGUAAAAUUCUUCUUUUACACAAACCACGGGUCUGGUGGGAGCUGGAAGGUCCACAAGUACCUCUACGACCAGACUGCCUUGCCAUCGUGAAUAACUUUGUGUUCUUGUUAGGCGGGGAAGAACUGGGGCCGGAUGGUGAAUUCCAUGCUUCCUCCAAAGUGUUCAGGUAUGACCCAAGACAGAAUACUUGGUUGAGAAUGGCAGAUAUGUCUGUGCCACGUUCAGAAUUUGCAGUUGGCGUUAUCGGUAGGUACAUCUAUGCUGUGGCUGGAAGAACAAGAGAUGAGACAUUUUAUUCAACGGAGCGUUAUGACAUCACUGAGGACAAAUGGGAAUUUGUGGAUCCUUAUCCAGUCAAUAAAUAUGGACACGAGGGGACAGUGCUUAGUAACAAGUUGUUCAUCACUGGUGGAAUUACCUCAUCUUCUACUUCCAAACAAGUGUGUGUAUUUGAUCCUAGUAAAGAAGGGACAGUGGAACACCGAACAAGAAGAACUCAAGUAGUUACUAAUUGUUGGGAGAAUAAGUGCAAAAUGAAUUAUGCGAGAUGCUUUCACAAAAUGAUCUCUUACAACGGUAAGCUUUAUGUGUUUGGUGGUGUCUGCGUGAUCUUAAGGGCCUCUUUUGAGUCACAAGGAUGCCCUUCCACAGAAGUUUAUGACCCGGACGCUGAUCAGUGGACUAUCUUGGCAUCAAUGCCGAUUGGUAGAAGUGGUCAUGGUGUAGCCGUACUGGACAAACAAAUAAUGGUUCUUGGAGGCCUUUGCUAUAAUGGUCAUUACAGUGAUUCUAUUCUCACGUUUGAUCCAGAAGAAAAUAAAUGGAAAGAAGAUGAGUACCCACGGAUGCCCUGUAAACUCGAUGGCUUACAAGUAUGCAGCCUGCAUUUUCCUGAAUAUGUAUUAGAGCAUGUUAGACGUUGCAGCUAAAAAUGUACAUCUCCCUUAAAAGAAAGAAAGCAAAGCGUAGUAUUUAAGGCUCUUAAGUACUUGUUGGUGUUGUAGUAGUUACUAAAUGCAUAAAGAGAAACAGGGAAUGCACCUCACCAGUUUUACUAGCAAUGCCAUUGUUAUGGUACUGUAAAAUUUUCUUUUCUCCUUGCAUUUUCCCCCCUUUCAGUGGCCUCAUGAGCUCAUGCAGUUAAUUCAUUCUAGAAAAUAGCAGUUACACUUAUAACCUCUGGAAGCAGUUGAAUAGAGUGAUCCAUUUGUCAGGAAAGUUGAUUUUAUACCUUAAAAAAACAUUUUAAAGUGUCAAGGUAGGAUUUGGUAGUCUUCUGGAAGAAGACCUACCUUCAAGUGUCAUUUAAAGUGAUUUCAGUCAUUUCUUCUAUCUAAAGUCUUUUGGAUUGCUCAUUAUGUCAAUGUUUCACUUUUGGUUUUGUCAUACAAACAGCUUAAAACUUAACUUUUUGCAUGGCUUUUGUAUAGUAGUCUGCUGAAAAUGCAAAAAUAUAAAUUUUCUACUAAAUUAACAACUUUUUAUACUCAAAACACUAUUUCUAUGCUGCCUUCUAUUGUCUGCAUUGUGUUUGUAAGUGAAGAAAAUAUAUGCACAUGUGAAUACAUAAUAAAAUAUAUACAGUGCAUCUUUUUGUGUGGUUAGGAUCUUACAUUUUUAAUUAGUGCACAAAUUGUCAGUCAUACUUGUUGAGUUUUAGAUGUAGUAACAUCUUUUCAUGUAUUAAUAUUUAAAAAAAAUUAAAGUAACUGGAGGCCUCAUUUGGUAUCAAAGUACCCUCUCUUUGAUACAUACUGAUUGAUUCAGUAACAUUUCAACUCUUUAUAUUCAUGAUACAUAUAUAAACUCACGAAGAUAAAGAUUUUAUAUUUAUUUAAAAAGUAAAUAUUAAGGUAAACCACAUCAAUGUUUGUCUUUCACUUUUGAAUAUGUUUCUCUUUUCAAUACAUUUGAAUGUCAUUCUACUUGUAGUGAGAACUGGAUAUGUGUAAGCCCUAAUUCUGCAGUGUGCAAGCACUUUUUACCACUCCAGAGGUGGUUAUACUCUACUGUAUGUAAUGAGAUUCAGUAGUGGUAUUACUUAUAGUUUGUAUUUGAAUCUAAUAAUAAUUUUCAGGUAUCAUCCAAGGGUGUUGGAUUAUGAAAAUGAGAAACAUAAAUUUUAAAACAGGCCAUAUUUACCAUUUCUUUAUUGAGAGAAAUAAUAAAAUGUCAGCAGCUAUUAUCUUUAUCUUCAUGCCCUUUCUUCCUUUAGAAGGUUUUUGGUGAUAUCACAUACAUAAUUAAAACACCUUAAAGAUAAGUUUGACUUCCAUUUCCUUCCCUCUCCUCCCUCCAUCCCCACUCCUGCCAAAGUGGGGCUGAGUACUUCUGUUAGAGAUCCCUUAGAGAUUUAGAACUUAAUCCUAAUUGCAGACAUUAUGAACAAACUAUUAUCGGACUAACAGUUAUUUCCUCAAGCUUUUCUUAUGAAUUUUACCAGCUUAUUUUUUUCUUCCAUACUAUCUGGUGGUAUUGGUGAUGGACCCUCAUCUUCUGUCUCUUGUACUAAAGUACCGCGGUCAUGAAGAAUCAUGACCCUAAAGUUAGAGAAUGAGCAAGAACAGUUUUUAAAAAUACAUUUAUUAAGAAGGGUGCUUUAGGACUAAAUGUACCUUUUAAUUAUUUAAGCUCAAAUAGAAUUAUUUAGUUGAGUGUGACCUGGGAAAUUUGCUUCCUGUAGCAUGCCGUGGCCAAAUUGAUGUCAUCUUUUUCAUCCUCUCAUUGGCCUUCAGUAGGCCGUGCCCGCCCCGGCAAGUGUAAGAUGUAAGACAUUUGUGCAAUAUUACAGUGCUGUUAUGUAAAUUUUCUAGUUUUAUACAAGUUUUGAUUGCUGCCAUCGUUGAAAGUAAUGUGGCGAGGUGAAAGAACUUCCAAAGAAGAAACUUCCUGGUAACUCCUCCCCUGCCCCCCAAUCCAACAUAGAUUAUACUGUGAAGUAAAAUCUGGCUUAGAAAUACCAAAAUUGUUCAUUUUUUGUGAGUAACAAGCAGUAAGGUAAACUAACCUUUAAUUUGAGAAAAGUCAUUAUUAAUCUUUUAUAAUUCAAACAACGACAAAGUCUAUGACUCAGCAAGACAUAAUCUGAAACUGUUCAUCUGAGAGCACAGCUUGCAAAGAAGUUUUAGCUUUAGGAUGUGAUUCUUUAUUUCUUUUCAGUUUCUAGGAAAUAAAUUGAUCAUUGCUUUUCCAGGGUUAUGUACACAAGAGCCUUCUUCAUCUUUUUAAAAAAUAGACAAGUUCCUGACAUCUUAAUAUUUACUAAAGUUUUACCUUUUCCUUUUAGUAAGAUUUUGUAAGCAGACUGUCUUGGUAAGGUGGUGGGUUUUUUUUUUUUCCCCUCUAAAACUGCUAAAAGUUUUUCUUCCUAGCUAAAUGCAAACUGAGAAGAGUUUCUUCUUUUUAUACUCUUGAUAUCUUUCCUUCAUCUUUGUGACUUUACAAGUGCUCCAUCUUGUUAUAGAUGAAGAAAACAAGGAAAGAUAAACACAUUUGAUUCUGGUGCCUACAUCCAGGGUUUUUCUAACUGUAAGUGUAUUUUUGUUCUGCUUUUGCUGUUUUCCUGCUUAGCUAUGACUUGAUAGCCAUUGUUAGGGAGAGAUCAGAGAAAAUAGUCAAGUCCAUAUGCUUGAUAUUUUAUAUUAAAGGAAAUAAGGCCAAGAUUAUAAAACAAAUGUCUGUGAAAUCCUAGCUUGAACGAUGGAGUUCAGUCUCAUGAAAGUCUUUUCUAAGCUGAUGUUAGUGGUAAUCAGUUUUGAGCAUUAAGAAUAAUUGAUGUUUGCUUGGGUUCUGAAUGUAUAAUGUCUGAGAGAGAACUUUAGCUAUGUAUAUUUAUAUUUCUAAUGGAGAUUAUUUUAAGUCCAUAACUAAUUUACAUUCCCUUAUAAAAUUGUGAUUUAACUGUAGAGAUUUAUUUUUGUUAAACUAUAGGAAUGGUUUUCAUAAGGAUUUUUUCAAGUUUAUUUUAUUUUAUGGUUUUUUUGUCCCCCAGAACCAUUUGUGUAUUUUUAUCAGUAUAUGUUAUGCCUAUGCUCAAAACAGUGUUUUUUAAAAGUACAGAUAAGAGAUUCGAAACUAUACAGUGUCACUAUUAUGAUUGUUCCACGUAAUGUAAGUAAUUACAUUGAUGUCAGUAAACUUUUAAAAAUUUGACAAAUAGGUCAUUUUUAUUUGCCCUUCUUUAUCAGACAAUUUGUUUCCUUGCACUUCUUCAGUCUUCCUUUUCAUGGUAAUAUAAGUUCUGAUGUUAAUUUGCUUAAAGAAAAAAAUCUUGUAGUACAGCCUUUUCAUAAAUACAAAGCUUUCCCACUGAAGCUUUCUUCUUUUUAAAGAUGUGAUUAGGAGAAAUACUACUGGUUUUUAAAAACAGUUUAAUUAAUAAUUAUUUUUUCCUGAAACAAUUUUCUAUUCCUUCGUCAUACCCUGCACCUUGCUAGAGUUAAGGUAGUAAAUUGUGAAAUAUUGACCGAGCCCUUCUCUAACCCUCUUUAAACUUGUACCUUCUGAUGCCUCAUUCUAGAAAGCAUGCUGUCCUGAUGUUAAAAGGCACACUUAUCUAGUGUGUGAAGUAAUAAAGUAAGAAACGGAUGGAAAAGUUUUUCUUAAGUGAAAUUAAACUUUAGAACAUUUUAUAAUGAAUUAUUUGAGAUAAGUACUCUCCUAGAAAUGUUAAAUAUUCAGUGGGCUCUUCAUUUUUAUAUCUGUAUAUGUGGUGUUAGGUCAUAACAUUUCAGUUUAAUAAGCUAUCAGAAAUUUUUGGAGAAUCUAUGAUUUGAAAGUCUCAACAAAAAAUAAAAACAUUAAUAUAGGCCAAGAUGUAAAUUAGACAUCAUUGAGAAAUAUUUAGCAGUCCGCGAUGAAAAUGUAUUGUUAAUGGCGGCUUUCUUAGGUCACUCGGCCUAACCAUCCAUUUUCAGUCUUGUUUGCACAUAUAGCCACUUUUAGGAAUCAUGAGCUCAAUUGUAUCUUUAGAUUAACUUGGUUUGAAGGAGGGGACCCCAAAAAUUAAAGAACUUCCCCUUAAACAAGAAAGUACUGAAAUUUAGUCAAACAACCGAUAGAAUUCAAUGUUAAAGUAAGAGUAGAGUGAAGUCAUAGAUAAACUCCUAACAGUGCUUUAAUAUAACUUAAAUACUAAUAAUAUAAGCUAUAAUAAUACUGAGAAAAUUCCAUUUUCUACUUUUUGGUUUUGUUUCCUAUUGAUACUUUUGAAUUAUUUUAUACACCUUUGAAAAUAAUGAUCAUAGAUUGAAGAAUUCUAUUAAUCUCGUGUUACCAGUAUGCCAGUGAGGGACGGGUAUUUGCUUUCUAAAAGAAUGUUUCCAAUAAGGUAAUUGGAGAAGUUAUUUUCUACCUAGCCUGUAUGCACCAUGGCUCUUGGGCAUACAUUGUCUAUAGAAAUAUUUUGAGCUUUUAUGUACGUUUUGGGCUAGUAGUCUUAACAGCAACCCCAGGGUUGUUAUAAAAUUCUUAGAAUAAUUUAAGGUUUGCCUUUUAUAACUGUUUUGAAAAGCCUUUACAUUUUUGUCAGGUAAUUUUCCCAAACUGUGGAUACAAUCUGUUCAGACAUAUAUGUAUAUGUUAUCCAUUCUGUUUUUAAAUUGAAAAAAAAAAUGUAAAAAGUGUGUAUAAAGAAAUUGUAAAUAAAAUAUUUUUA